AUGGAUUUUGCUUCCACGGCUGUAGUAGUAUUAAGUUCAGUGUUGGUUUUAGCUGUAGUUGUGGCUAGACACCGUGCCAGAAGAUUGCGUGGCAAGAACAAGAUAUGCCAUCCUGUUGCCGGAACGGUGGUGCACCAACUUAUCAACUUCUCUAGGCUGCACCAUUACAUGACUGAGCUUGCAUGCAAGUACAAAACUUACCGGAUGCUCGACUUGUUCAAAGGAGCGGUUUACACAGCAGAUCCUGCAAAUGUGGAAUAUGUGCUCAAAACAAACUUCACUAAUUAUGGCAAGGGGUCGUAUAUGUACAGCGUUUUGUCAGAUGGACUAGGCAAUGGGAUCUUUGGAGUGGACGGGCAAAAGUGGAGGCAUCAGAGGAAGGUGAUGAGCGCUGAAUUCUCAACAAAAGUAGUGAGAGACUUCAGUAGUGCAGUUUUCAAAACCAAUGCAGUUAAACUUGCUGGCAUCAUUUAUGAAGCUUCAAUCUGCAACCAAGCAAUAGAGAUCCAAGAUUUGUUUAUGAAAGCAACCUUGGAUUCAAUCAUCAAGAUACUACUUGAUAUCGAACUAGACAGCAUGAGUGGAAAAGAUGAACAAGGUAACCGGUUUUCCCAUGCUUUUGAAUCUGGACAAGAAGCUACCCUCUAUCGGUAUAUUGAUAUCUCCUGGAAAAUAAAACGCUUCUUGAACAUCGGUAAGGAAGCAGAGCUAAAGAAAAACAUCAAAGAGGUCGAUCAAUUUGUGUAUAAAUUAAUCAAUAGCAAGAUUGAAACUAUGCAGAAUCAAGAAGAUAAUCUAUCUCUGAAGAAAAGAGACUUGGUUUCAAGGCGUUUGGAAAUGAAAGAUACUGAUCCAAAGUACCUGAGAGACAUGGUCCUUUGUGUUACUGUUGCCGGCCAAGACACGACAGCUAGCUCUCUUUCAUGGUUUGUUUACAUGAUGUGCAAGCAUCUUCACAUACAGGAGAAGAUUGCAAAAGAAGUUAGAGAAGUAACAAAUUUGAAAGAUAAUUUAAGAGUUGAUGAGCUUGCAGCAAUCCUUACUGAUGAAGCCCUAAACAAAAUGCAAUAUCUCCAUGCGGCUUUGACAGAAACAUUAAGACUCUAUCCUGCAGUUCCAAUGAACAUGAGGAUGUGUUUUUCUGAUGAUACCUGGCCAGAUGGAUUUAGUGUCAAAAAUGGGGACAUGGUGGUAUACCAACCGUAUGCAAUGGGAAGGAUGAAAUCUCUAUGGGGUGAUGAUGCAGAAGAGUUUCGGCCAGAGAGAUGGCUCGACGAAAAUGGCCUUUUCCAUGAUGAAAGUCCUUUCAAAUUCAUAGCCUUCAGUGCCGGUCCAAGAAUUUGUCUAGGAAAGGAACAUGCCUAUACGCAGAUGAAAAUAUUUUCUGCUAUGCUUUUAGGCAGCUAUAUAUUCAAGCUAGCUGAUGAGAAAAAUAUUGUCAAUUACAAGACCAUGAUCACCCUACCAAUUGAUGGAGGUCUCUAUGUGACUGCCUCCCCGAGAAUAUGGCAUGCAAGACCUUAA
Messenger RNA from Fragaria vesca subsp. vesca, 1524 nucleotides. Its product is annotated as cytochrome P450 704C1-like. The record is from RefSeq and is a predicted model, not a curated record. Bases 1 to 1524 code for a protein of 507 amino acids. NCBI's taxonomy places the organism in Eukaryota, Viridiplantae, Streptophyta, Magnoliopsida, Rosales, Rosaceae. The transcript has 6 exons.